AUAUCAGCCCCUCCAUCCGUAACAAGGAGAUCAGCGAGGGAGUGUUUUCCAGCUGAAGCCAGUGGAUCAUGUGUCCACCCUCAGCUCCAACACCUUACACCACAGCCCCGCAGGGCAGCCUGUUGGGGGUCUCAUGGGAGAAAGAACAGGAUUGAUCCCUUGUGUUGAAGAGGAGACAGGAUUUCGGGGGAUGCAAACCAGGCCGCGUUAGGAGAUAUGACUACAUUCUUUACACGGAUGUUUUGCAGUUGACCACAACGGAAGAAGGGGCGUAGAGACACAGCUUUCUCAUCCUCUCAGCAAGGACGCCUGGCCAUUGUUCCCAGGCCGUGAUCUGCAUUUGUCGACCAUUCUGUGGAGAACAAACAAAUCAACCUUUUAUAUGCGUGGGGCUCAUCUCCGGCCCCUCUCUGUCCAUCCAGGCAGCACUCACUGGGGCUAAACUGUUCAGCUGGGGCUUUAAUGAAGGCUUUCAAAGAUGGCCAUUCUUGGAAUUCCUGUCCUGUGCUUGCUUGGGUGAUCGCAUGCAGCGAUUGGUGAAAGAAGGGAGCGGGAAACUGUAGUAAAGUAGUAACUCUACAAUUGCUAGUUAUUAAGCUGUAAUGGUUGGUGACUUCAGUGGUUUUCUGUCAAGCUACAGAGCUGGGGUCAGGUGGUGGCUGUGGGAGUUUGUUGGAGUACUCCGCAAAGGGAGAGAGGAAAAAAGGAAAGGAGACAGGGAAAGAGUGAGAAAGAGGAAGAAAAAGAAGUACAGUGGACAAGGCGGUGAAGACAUGCUACGCUACAGCUCACCAGGAUCAGUCACCACCACUGAAGACGGUCUGGAUCAGCCCAGCGAGAGGACAAUCCGGAGACUCAGGCUAACUUUGCAUACAGGACUAAAUGGGCAUGAUGAGACAAAGAAACCAACAUCAGACACUCAAGACAAGGUUGACAACAGAACAUGGCCGAAGAAGAAAGGGCCAGUCCAGAGGAAGAGUCCAUCUGGAAGGGAGUCACCUGUCCAGCACCACGGCGCCAUGACCAAUGGCGAGGUAGAAACAUCGCCGCAGCCCCAGAAUGGGCCCAAGCUGUACGGACUGGUGCAGAGGACGGGCACCGACAGUCAGCAGGAAGUGAUGGCGUGCGAGUGGUCUGUCAAUCACAUGAGGGAUGAGAUGAGGUACAUCAGAGAGGUGAGAGACUCCCUGGAGAAGGUCAGGGAGAGGAUGUACGGUCAGUUUGGUGGAAUGCAACAGUCAAUGCAGAAACUGUCACAAGACAUCAGGACUGCCAACUCCCAGAGGAGGACCUUGGAAAAUGAGGUGCGGGUUCGGACUAGAGCUAUGGACAGCUUCGACCAAAUGAACAGCUCCCUCAUAUCUUCCAGCAUCAACCUGCAGAAAUCUCUACUAGAGAGCUGUCAGAAUCGCUCUGACUCCUGGGACGAGAUGAAGAGUCUGAGAAGCUCCUUUCAGCAAGCUGAGGAAAGGCUCAAGGACAAAGAGAGGCAGCUUGAAAUUGCCCAGGCUGAGAACCGCACACUUAAACUGCAGAUGGAGUCAUCUCAGGAAGCAAACAGCAAGGCUGUGCAGGAGGUGACAGCAAGGCUACAGAGAGAGUUUGAGGAGAGAUUGCAGGAGGAGCAGAGGAAACACAGAGAGGAAAUAGAGAACCUACAGGCUCUAAUUGAUGAGUAUAUUAAGCGACUAGAGGAGGCAGAGAAGAAUGCUAAGAUUGCAGAGGCCAAGAUUGCUGAGAGGGACCAGAGGAUUACUGAGGUGGAGCGUCUGCUGAACUGUAUGGGACAGGAAAAGAGUCAUCUUCAAAAGAAACUACAGGAAUGUGAACAACGUCUAAGUUUAAUUGAGCAGACAGACAAAAAAGAUGCAACAGAUAAAAAAGAUGCAAAAAGUUGUCAGAAGUUGGAAGAGGAGGCAGGGGAGCUUCGGGAGAGAAUCAAACACCUGAAUGACAUGGUAUUCUGUCAGCAGAGGAAGGUUAAAGGCAUGAUCGAGGAGGUUGAAUCAUUACGCGCUAAAGUGGCACAGAAGGACUUGUUCAUCUCAGAGCUCCUAGACAGAAUUGCUAUUGUGGAGUGCGAGAAUAAUGAAUUAGAAGACAAGCUGAAGUAUUUUAUGUCUGUACAGAGUGCCUCAAGGGACGCUGUAAAAACCAGAGAGAUAGGAGUGGGCUGUGAUAUGCUGUCCAGACCUGAAAUUCAGAGGUGUGAUGUGGAACCUCAUGUCCAACUUCCCUCAGAACAACACCAACCCAGACAAGACACAACGGAUCACAGUUCUGCAGAAUACCUAGGACAGUGUAGGACAUUCAGAUCAGGUCCACCGCCACCCAGCAGACUGGAGUCUAGUUUACUGAGGUACAGUCCUCUUGAGUACGUUAGGUCACUGUCCACCAGCCCCUCCAGAUCCUUUGGAACGUUAACCUGUCCAACGCUGUCCACGUCUGACCCUAUAAGCUCUGAUCAGUCCAACGCAGUGCAAACGACAGACACAGACUCAAGUCAAGAGGAGGAUAUUUCAGCGCCAUCCGUUUCUCGAGUAAGAUCAAGUCCGUCCAAAAUCUACACGCCUUUCAUGAAACUUAUGGAGAUAACAGCAAAGAUUAACAUAGAGUAAUCAAAAGAAGGCUUUUUUAUUAAUUAUUUGCAAGGAAAGUGGGGAAAGGUGGAGUAGACUGUUUUAGCUGAAACCGCAUUGGGCCUGAUUCAAGCCAUGUUGCACCAGAAACAGUGACUUGGACUGCUGGACCUCCCGAAGCCACAAAUAAAUUCAAUUAUAAAGCUUUUUUUGUGAAAGUCAACUAUUAAUCAUGAAUUAACUAUGUUGCAUACAUUUAUAGCCUGUUGUAAAUUCUCUGUUGUUCUGUAAAUAUAUUUAAGAAUUAUGUUUUGUUUUGUUUAGAGUGAAUGUACGGUUUAAUGACUUCUGAAUUCACUGUUCUGUAUGAAGGUUUAUAUUUGUAUCUUUUUUUGUGAAAGGUUUUGUUUAGUUCAUAU
Messenger RNA from Esox lucius (northern pike), 2998 nucleotides. RefSeq names its product myocardial zonula adherens protein (gene myzap). Gene Ontology annotation, cellular component: intracellular anatomical structure. The transcript has 15 exons. Gene Ontology annotation, biological process: intracellular signal transduction. NCBI's taxonomy places the organism in Eukaryota, Metazoa, Chordata, Actinopteri, Esociformes, Esocidae. The coding region runs from base 603 to 2618 and encodes 671 amino acids. The record is from RefSeq and is a predicted model, not a curated record.